UUACAACUGCUGUUUUGAUGAAAUGAGCAGAAGUGGUAUCCUAUUGUUCUCUAAUAUAAACCUAUUUUCUAACAGAAACAGACUUUGACAUCCGCCUGAGUGGAGGCCCGGAACCUAAUGUGGGCCGUGUAGAAGUGUUUUACAGUGGUUACUGGGGAAGUGUUUGCGGCUACUACGACUGGGACGACAGAGACGCUUAUGUAACUUGCAGGACGUUAGGAUACAGUGCUGGUUAUCAAAUAUAUCGGACCACCCGUUAUGGCAGUCUAACAGACCCUGUAUGGAUGGCAGGUGUAGACUGUACCGGUACGGAGGAAAGUCUAGCUGAUUGUUCCUUUGACGGAUGGGGUCAAGUUGGUUAUUGCAGUAGUUUCUCCGCUAGUGUUUUCUGUUAUAAUUUCAUAGAAACAGACUUUGACAUCCGCCUGCGUGGAGGUCCAGAACCCAAUGUGGGCCGUGUAGAAGUGUAUUACAGUGGUUACUGGGGAAGUGUUUGUGGCCUAUACGGCUGGGACAACAGAGAUGCUAAUGUCACGUGCAGGAUGUUAGGAUACAGUGCUGGUCAUCAAAUAUAUCGGACCACCCGUUAUGGCCGUCUUACAGAUCCUGUAUGGAUGGCAGGUGUAGACUGUAACGGUACGGAGGACAGUCUAGCGGAUUGUUCCUUUGACGGAUGGGGUCAAGCUGGUUUUUGCAGUAGUUACCCCGCUAGUGUUUUCUGUUAUUAUUUCACAGAAACAGACUUUGAUAUCCGCCUGAGUGGAGGUCCAGAACCAAAUGUGGGCCGUUUAGAAGUGUAUUACAGUGGUAACUGGGGAAGUGUUUGUGGCUUGAAUGACUGGGACGACAGAGACGCUAAUGUAACGUGUAGGAUGUUAGGAUACAGUGAUGGUCAUCAAAUAUAUCGCAUCACACGUUAUGGCCGUCUUACAGACCCGGUAUGGAUGGCAGGUGUAGACUGUAACGGUACGGAGGACAGUCUAGUCGAUUGUUCCUUUGACGGAUGGGGACAAGUUGGUUCUUGCAGUAGUUAUCCCGCUAGUGUUUUCUGUUAUAAUUUCACAGAAACAGACUUUGACAUCCGCCUGAGUGGAGGUUCAGAAUCCAAUGUGGGCCGUGUAGAAGUGUACUACAGUGGUGACUGGGGAAGUGUUUGUGGCCUGUACGACUGGGACGACAAAGACGCUAUUGUAACGUGCAGGAUGUUAGGAUACAGUGAUGGUCAUCAAAUAAAUCGCAUCACCAGUUAUGGCCGUCUUACAGAUCCUGUAUGGAUGGCAGGUGUAGGCUGUAACGGUACGGAGGACAGUCUCGCUGAUUGUUCUUUUGAGGGAUGGGGUCAAGUUGGUUAUUGCAGUAUAUAUCCCGCUAAUGUUUUCUGUUACAAUUCAACAGAAACAGACUUUGAUAUCCGCCUAAGUGGAGGUGCAGAACCCAAUGUGGGCCGCGUGGAAGUGUAUUACAGUGGUUACUAGGGAAGUGUUUGUGGCCUAUACGACUGGGACGACAGUGACGCUAAUGUAACGUGCAGGAUGUUAGGAUACAGUGUUGGUCAUCAAGUAUAUCGGAACAUCCGUUAUGGCAGGCUAACAUAUCCUAUAUGGAUGGCAGGUGUAGACUGUAACGGUACGGAGGACAGUCUGGCUGAUUGUUCCUUUGACGGAUGGGGUCAAGUUGGUUUUUGCAGUAUAUAUCCCGCUAAUGUUUUCUGCUAUAAUUCUAUAGAAACAGAAUUCGAGGUCCGCCUAAGUGGAGGUCCAGAACCCAAUGUUGGCCGUGUAGAAGUGUAUUACAGUGGUUACUGGGGAAGUGUUUGUGGCCUAGACCACUGGGACUACAGGGACGCUAAUGUUAUAUGCAGGAUGUUAGGAUAAAGUGCUGGUCGGCAAAUGUUUCGCACCACCCGUUAUGGCAGUCUAACAGAUCCUGUAUGGAUGGGUGGUGUAGACUGUGACGGCACGGAGGACAGUCUAGCCGAUUGUUCCGUUGACGGAUGGGGUCAAGUUGGUUAUUGCAGUAAUACCCCUGCUAGUGUUUUCUGUUAUAACUUCACAGUUGACUCUACAAUAGACAUUCGUCUGGUAGAUGGACCAAACAGUUAUACCGGUCGAGUUGAGGUGUACUACGGUGGAUAUUGGGGAGGUGUUUGUUCUCAAACGCUUUAUUUUGGUGAUAAAGACGCAGUUGUCGCAUGCAGGAUGCUUCA
Mizuhopecten yessoensis (Yesso scallop) is the source of this 2206-nucleotide messenger RNA. Its product is annotated as neurotrypsin-like. The record is from RefSeq and is a predicted model, not a curated record. The transcript is spliced from 13 exons. Gene Ontology annotation, cellular component: membrane. Bases 285 to 1475 code for a protein of 396 amino acids. NCBI's taxonomy places the organism in Eukaryota, Metazoa, Mollusca, Bivalvia, Pectinida, Pectinidae.